CCCAAAGUACAAUCAAACCCCAGAAACCCCGAACGGCAGCAGAGUUUGAGAGUUUAGCAAGCAAAAUCCAGACAAAGGAACAAUGAAAAAGAAUAUCUCUCUGAUUCUGAUGGGUGUUGGAGGCGUUGGGCGUCAGCUCCUUCAACACAUUGUCUCCUGUCGAUCUCUUCACGCUAAACAGGGAAUUCACUUGAGAGUUGUGGGAGUAUCUGAUAGUAAAUCCUUAGUUGUUGCAUCGGAUGCAUUUACUAUGGAGUUGGGUGAUACAUUUUUAAUGGAAGUUUGCCGGGUCAAGUCGGAUGGUGCUUCUUUGUCCACAAUUAGUGGUUAUGAUGAAUCCAAGGUAUUCACAAAUUCAGAAUCAACCAAAAAGAUUAUAGAUGUUGCUGCAUUCUUGGGCAAAUCGACAGGCUUGGCUCUUGUAGAUUGCUCUGCCAGUUCUGAGACUAUUCCCGUGCUAACCCAAGCAGUUGAUUUGGAUUGUUGCAUUGUCAUGGCAAAUAAGAAACCUCUGACUUCGACAAUGGAGGAUUAUGACAAAUUAAUUUUAUACCCAAGGCGUAUUCGCCACGAGUCAACUGUUGGUGCUGGCCUUCCUGUCAUAGCAUCCUUAAAUCGCAUACUUUCUUCUGGAGAUCCUGUCCACCGCAUUAUUGGGAGUUUGAGCGGGACAUUGGGUUAUGUAAUGAGCGAGGUUGAAGAUGGAAAGCCACUAAGCCAAGUUGUUCAAUCUGCUAAAAACCUGGGUUACACUGAACCAGAUCCACGUGAUGACCUUAGUGGGAUGGAUGUCGCAAGAAAGGCUUUGAUACUUGCAAGGCUUCUUGGUCGGCGGAUUAAUUUGGAUGACAUUAAGAUUGAGAGUUUGUAUCCUGAAGAAAUGGCACCUAGUGUAAUGUCUAUUGAAGACUUUCUGGGAACUGGGAUAUUAUCGCUCGAUAAAGAUAUCCAAGAGAGAGUCUCUAAGGCUUCUUUGAAUGGGAAUGUGCUACGUUAUGUCUGUGUGAUUGACGCCUCAAGGUGUCAAGUUGGCAUUCAAGAGCUUCCAAAGGAUUCUCCUUUAGGAAGACUGAGAGGAAGUGACAAUGUGUUGGAGAUUUACACGCGAUGUUACAAUGACCAACCGCUGGUCAUUCAAGGAGCUGGAGCUGGCAAUGAUACUACAGCAGCUGGUGUCCUUGCUGAUAUCAUUGACAUUCAGGAUUUAUUUCCGUGAACGCUUGUACCUUACGUGGAAUGCAAUUACAUUGCCUAGGUAUCUUAGCGUAGGCGAUAGAAAAUCCAGUGGUUACUUACAUGAUAGAUUGUAGUCACUGUUGUACAUCUGGAGAGAGAACCUUGCAGAACUUAAUGAGCAAAAUGCAAUAUUUUAGAUUUGAAUUGACAGAUACCUUUUGUCCAUAUAGGAACUUAAGGAUGAGAAAUCCAGGUGGCAUCGACCUGAUCUGAAGAUUUUAAUUUCACUUUGUUUUGCAUUGAA
This is a messenger RNA of Prunus dulcis (almond), 1480 nucleotides long. RefSeq names its product bifunctional aspartokinase/homoserine dehydrogenase. The transcript has 12 exons. Gene Ontology annotation, biological process: aspartate family amino acid biosynthetic process. Gene Ontology annotation, molecular function: aspartate kinase activity; homoserine dehydrogenase activity. NCBI's taxonomy places the organism in Eukaryota, Viridiplantae, Streptophyta, Magnoliopsida, Rosales, Rosaceae. The coding region runs from base 83 to 1216 and encodes 377 amino acids. The record is from RefSeq and is a predicted model, not a curated record.